GCUCGCCUGCGGCCCGGCGCCGACUCCCGACCCCGGCGCCCGGCCGCCCGCAGCCCUCCCGCCUGCCCGGAGGCGGUGCAGGGCUCGCCGGGGGAUGUCACAGCGGCUCCUCGGAGCCCCCAGCCGUCGCCGCCGCCGCACAGCCGUCGCCCCCGGGAGCCGCGACAAUGAACCCCCAGUGCGCCCGCUGCGGAAAAGUCGUGUAUCCCACGGAGAAAGUCAACUGUCUGGAUAAGUAUUGGCAUAAAGGAUGUUUCCAUUGUGAAGUCUGCAAGAUGGCUCUCAACAUGAACAACUACAAAGGCUAUGAAAAGAAGCCCUAUUGUAAUGCACACUACCCAAAGCAGCCCUUCACUACGGUGGCAGAUACACCUGAAAAUCUUCGCCUGAAGCAGCAAAGUGAAUUGCAGAGUCAGGUCAAGUACAAAAGAGAUUUUGAAGAAAGCAAGGGGAGAGGGUUCAGUUUCGUUACGGACACUCCUGAGCUACAGAGGCUGAAGAGGACUCAGGAACAAAUCAGUAAUGAAAAUACAUUUUAUUCAAUACCAGAGGCUGUUUGCCGAUCCAUCCUUAAUUAUGCAAAAACGUUUAUAACACAGGUUUGUAAGUGGUCCGUUCAGGGUACCUGCAGCAGGAUAGCAAGGCAAGAGCAACACCAACAUCAGACAUCUAAGGGACUCAGUCCAGCCUAUGAAGAUUAUUGACGUGUUUCAUUCUGCCCGUUUACACCCUAAGCUGCACUUUCAAUUAGCUGAGACAGUCUGUGGAUGAAUUGUGAAAUAAAAUGGUGGUGGAGAAAUGUUAUAUGAAGGAGAAGGGGGAAAAAAACCCCUCAGAUGACAGAGUCUUGUAUUUUAUAGACUGAAAUGAUUUUCUUAUACCUUUUGGAACAUACCUACGCUAAGUGCAUACUGAAUGUUAAAGAAAAGCCAGAAAUCUUACAUAUGCAUUUGUGGAGUCCCCAGAUGUGACUAUCGUUAAUAAUUAUGCCACAUCAUUAUAAUUUCAAUGGAUUUUUGGAGAUGUUAUUCAUAUGAUCUUGGCAUCUACACAAAGAAGUAUCUUGAAAAUAAAAUAGAAUAAUUAUGGAGAAGGCCAGUGUGAGACAGAAAAGCACAUUGAUUUUAUCGACAUGGUUGCUGCUCAAGCAUUUUACAUGAUGUUCAGAAAGUCGAUUUUCCUAUGUUGACUGAACAUCCUCCCUACAAGUUUGUUUAUGGCAAAAUUUGCAUAACUACCUUGACUUUUGCAAGCCUUUUCCAGAUCCAAAUUGUCACGAGUUCCCAGUUAGAGGUGAGAUGCAUAGUGAUGUGUGGCUGACGCAUGAAUAGUUGAAGCUUUAUGUGCAAUCAGAAAUAAAUAAAAUUGACAUUUCCUGAACUGCCUCAAAUUGCAGCCUAGCUCAGCAAGGCACAUUCCACCAUUCACUUCAGUUUUGAUACCAAUAGACGUAUCAGGAAGAAAGAUGAAAACUUUAUUGCCGUUAUAGUUGUAUUCUCUCAGAGAAAUAGUGGACAGGACAUUGGGAAGAGAGAAAUGAAUGAAAUGUAUCAGGCCAGUGUGAAAUUACAUUAGUGACUAUUAUAGAGGACAGUAUUUUGCUGGAAGAAUUGUAAGUGCAAUUUUGUGUGUGUCUGUGUGCUGGGAGAGGACAAAAUGGUAGACUUUGGAUUCACAAGCCGAUUUUUAACUUUGUAAAGAGUUUGUCCUCUUAUCAACUCUGUGAUAGGUACAGAUGGAAACCUAUGCUAAACCAGGUGUCUGGUUCCCGUCCGCAAGAGGUUUAUAAUUUAGCGCACUGAAAGCUCGUCUUUUUCACCGUGCGGUCCCUAUCGAUAAAUGAAAGUCUGAACUCGUUUCCCAGUAUAUUUUAUAUUUACUUAUAAAUUACAUACAGAUGCUACUGUAGAUCCAUGAAAUAAUGAAGUUUUCUUUCUUAAAUUUUAAGGGUAAAAAAACUAUCAUCGACAUUCUAGUGACUUUUCCUGCACGUCAGCAGUGCAGGGUGAGUACACCUUGCUUCAGAUGUCAUGGAUCCAUCACUCUAGCGGUGGACUAUAAAACAGUCUCUUGCCUUGAGGAGGUUCCAUAGGGGACACAUUUUAUACCUAAACAAAGUUAGAAGCUUUUAAUCAAGGGAGUAUUUGAAAAUUACAUUGUAUUUGCAAGUUAAAGCUACCCAAGAAAGCUUUCAUAAUAGAACCCUAGAUAUUCCUACAUUUCAAAAUUUUGAUAUUUUAAAUUGAUGGUUUGUUUCUAUUUCCACCCCUCCCACAUUUGUAAUUGUUCCGGUAUAGUUGUAUGUCAGGGUUGUGUAGACUAAGAAGUUGGGAACUCCAGAAGAAACAGUUCUCGCCUACAGUUCUAGAAUUCUGACAUUCAGCAAUCUGUACUCAUCUAACAUUUAGUCAAACUGGAUAACUGGUUAAUCAUCUUAUGAUUCAUCAUGUUCCACUUCUCACCUAGGAAAUAAAAGGCUAGCUAUUUCUGAAACAAGGGAUGACUUAGUUAAUAAAGAUUUACCAUAGAAAGACAGUCUUUUAUGUCUUACUCUACUGUCUAACUAAGUGAGAAGGUUAUAACAUUUAGAGAUGAGUUUUAACAAUUACUUUUUCAAUAGAAUGUUCAUUUACUAUCUGGAUGUAAAUAUGUUCUGUUAGCUUGCAGAUCUGAUUUAAAACAUCAGCCUUAAAAACUUCAAAGCCUGGUGCCUUGUAUAUUUAAAUGUCUAAAAAGUAUUGUUGGUGAAAUAUUAUUGUAAUGAUAGGCUCAUUUAUUUCCAUUCAUUUAGAUUCCUGCUCUAUGCUAUGA
Messenger RNA from Equus quagga, 2811 nucleotides. Its product is annotated as LIM zinc-binding domain-containing Nebulette-like. The coding region runs from base 168 to 704 and encodes 178 amino acids. Gene Ontology annotation, cellular component: focal adhesion. Gene Ontology annotation, molecular function: actin filament binding. NCBI's taxonomy places the organism in Eukaryota, Metazoa, Chordata, Mammalia, Perissodactyla, Equidae. The transcript has 9 exons. The record is from RefSeq and is a predicted model, not a curated record.